This is a messenger RNA of Prunus avium (sweet cherry), 2384 nucleotides long. NCBI's taxonomy places the organism in Eukaryota, Viridiplantae, Streptophyta, Magnoliopsida, Rosales, Rosaceae. The record is from RefSeq and is a predicted model, not a curated record.
AUAUAUACAUCAUAUAUAGGCUUCCAUUCCAUGGCCUCUAGCUAUUUGCUUUUAUAACGAGCUGCAAGGCCAAGCUGUGUCAUGGAACCCACGAACACGAACAUUGACGAUACUGAGGAUGUCGAUGACGGUUGUUCUAACGAGCUGCAAGGCCAAUACGAGAGUUGUUGGAGACUAAGUGGCGUUGCAAGCAGCAAGUGGUGUGGUAAGCACUACGUUGCAAUUAGACAAUAUGGAAGAGACAUUAAAGUUCAAAAGAUCCAACAAGAUCGAGAACACUAACUCUAGUGGUUGUCACGGAAGCAGUCGUCGUAUUUGUAGCUCCACACUUGAGCACCACAGUAGCAUCUGUGUAGAUACGUACAAGAAAACACAACGAUUUUUAAUUAAUUAAUUAAAACCAUACAAUUAAUCUUUUUAAUUAAUUAUACCCUUUAGAGCAUCUCUAGAAGAGUCUCUAAAUUUUAGCCAAAUUCUAGCUAAAAUAGCUAGAAAGCUAUUAUAAGUUUAUAACAAACCACUUAAAGGUGUUUCCUCCAGCAAUGUUCUCUAUUUUGGCUUAUUUGAAAUAUUUUAUUAUUAUUUUCUAUUUCUCUCUCUUUCUCUUAUAAAUCAAAUAUAUUAAAAAGAAAAGUAGAAACCCAACCCCACCAACCUCCCAAAUGUCUCUAUUUCUCUCCGUCUUUUUCUCUCUUUCUCUUUCUCUUCAAUUUGGCGAGCCUCCAUUUCUCUCUCCUCCUUGCUAGAUGUAGAGAGCCAAAAGUUGAUUCUUGAAAAUAGAGAGCCAAGUAAGGAGUCUGCUGGAUUGAGGAUUUUCCUUUCUUUUGUUGAAGAAUCGUACAGAUAACUCCUUUCGGACAAUUGAAAAAAAAUCAACCACGAUAACUUGCCCUAUAAGCGUGGCGCUCCUCCUAACGGUCACUUUUCCACAGACUCGCCCAAAAUGACCGAGUCACCCUCCGAGUCACUCUCUGACUCGCCCUUCAACCGCAACAUCGACGACAAGAAGAAUGAUAUCGUGCCCGAAAUCCCAAUUGAGAUUGUGAGCGAGGAAGAGAUGGCUCUGCUAGAAGCUGCUUUGGUCUCCGCCCGCGCUUCCUUCUCUGCAAUCCCUGCAAUUCGCUCCUCAACAUUUUCAUUCCGCAGCAACGUCAGGUCUAUUAAGUCGAUCACUGCUUUAUCCAAGAGGAGGUUAUCGGGUUGCUCCGAACCCGAUAUUGAGGAUUCGGGCGGUUUGAAGAGUGCCCAGAAGAAGACUCGGAUGGCUGACUCGUUUUUGCACCGGUUUAGGAAGAAGGGCUUGUCUGUAACUGAUAUUACUGCCACGGAAUGGUGUGAAAAACAAAUGGAGUUUGUUUUACUCGUUGGCAAGCGAAAAGUCAGCAAGGCUAUGAAAAAAGGCAGUGCUCGCCAUGCAAAACUUGAGGAAGAGGUUGUAAAAAAAGUUAAAGUUCGUAUCGAAUCAAUAGAAGAUAGAUGGGCUCUGAAGCUUCUGAAUUUUGUAACUGGAGUAAAUCAAUUAUUAUUUGAAGGAUUGACGCGUGAGCUGCCACUAAUAGGUUUUGCAGAAGGGGUAUGGAUGGUGGGAGUGAUUGAUGAGAUUCGAAUGCCUGUAACAGAAACCAUCAGAAACCCAUUAUUAGUUGACACAAAGACUCGUGUGAAAGAUACACUUCCUGCUGAACCACAACGAAGAAAUGGAAGGCUUCAAUUAAUGUGCUACAAGUAUAUGUGGGACGAUUUAGUUGCUGAUAAAUUCCCAUCCAAGAAGUUUUUUGAUUUCUUUUCCUUAAAUCCUCAUCAUAUCUUAUCUGAUGAAAUCAGAGAGAUGACUGCUAACUCAGGGUUCCCUGCAGAGACCCUUGAUGAUGUAGUGAGAUACUAUAGAAACACGUGUAGCAUGCUCCCCCCUGCUCAUGACCAGCUGUUAUUGAGAUAUGAGUUACAGAAAGAUCAUUCUUUACUUGGUGAAGAUGAGUUUGCAUAUGACUCUGAUUGGGUCAAGAAUCAAAUUCAGGGUUGUCUUGAGUUCUGGCUAGGAGAGCGAGAAGCCAGUUACACUCCUGAGGAAGAGCGAUGGAAAUGUGGGUUCUGUCAAUAUUCUUCUGUCUGCCCUGCUAAAAAUGGUAACCAUAAUGAUCCACCAAGUUAGAGAAAAACACUGGCAUUGGCGGUGUUUCAAUCAGCAUCCGCAAUAAGGGUACAAAGAAGCACAAGUUUUUAGAGUUGCUUCUUUUGUAAUUGCUGUGUUGUAUUUGUCCUUAGGAUGUGCCAUGAAUGUAUCGUUCAUGUUGUAUUGUGACCGUUAUUUGAUUCAAUUGUUAUAAAUAUUUUUUGGACGGAGUUGUCAAAUUCAAUUGUUUGAUUGGUAAAGUUUAUGAAUA